Messenger RNA from Dictyostelium purpureum, 449 nucleotides. RefSeq lists its product as uncharacterized. The coding region runs from base 94 to 345 and encodes 83 amino acids. The transcript is spliced from 4 exons. NCBI's taxonomy places the organism in Eukaryota, Evosea, Eumycetozoa, Dictyosteliales, Dictyosteliaceae. The record is from RefSeq and is a predicted model, not a curated record.
CAAAUAUUAAAUAUUAUAAAAUUAUAAUAUUUAUUCUAAAAUAUAUUUUUCAUUUAACUUUUAUUAAAUAAAACUCAAAGAAAUAUAAUAAAAAUGGCAGGACCAUGGACUAUUAAACCAGGAGAUAACCACGGAGGAAUCCCAACUUGGGCUUGGCCACGUUCAACUACUGUUCAUGUUGAGGUAGAAGGUGGUGGUAAUGGCCGUGUUAGAAUGCAAGCUGGUGCAUCACCCGACGAAGGUAAUGACGUUCAUGACAAAGCAACCUUUAGUAGAUCUUUUGGUGGUUCUCGUCUAAAUGUUACAAACAUUGGCUCUUCAACCUUAAAAGUUUGGACAGCAUAAAAAAGAUGGUUAAUUUUAAUGUGCAUAGCUUUGCUUUUAAAAAUAAAUAUCUUUUAUAAAAAAAAAAAAAAAAAAAAAAAAAAAAUUAAAUAUUUAUUUUAUCU